Molecule: messenger RNA, 3340 nt
Organism: Tinamus guttatus (white-throated tinamou)
Lineage: Eukaryota; Metazoa; Chordata; Aves; Tinamiformes; Tinamidae
Gene: ATP13A1
Product: ATPase 13A1
Biological process (GO): transmembrane transport; intracellular calcium ion homeostasis; extraction of mislocalized protein from ER membrane
Cellular component (GO): endoplasmic reticulum membrane
Molecular function (GO): membrane protein dislocase activity; ATPase-coupled monoatomic cation transmembrane transporter activity; ATP hydrolysis activity
Source: RefSeq, a predicted model, not a curated record
UUGGCGCUCGCCGCCAUCGGCGUCGUGCACCUCCUCACGGCGCUCUCGGGGCUCUGGUCGGUGCACGCGCACUGCGCGCUCACCUGCGUGCGGGAGCCUAGUCCCAAGAAAGCCACGUUGGCUAAGGUUGUGCCAACCCCGAAUAACGGAUCCGUCGAACUAGUGCCGCUCCACAGGGAUCAGGGUGAGGAUGGACAGGAGGCCCUUUCGUUUGAGUUCCAGAAAAUCAAAUACUCCUACGAAGUAGAUGGCAAGAAACAGUUCCUUCCUGUAGCUUUCCCUGUGGAGCAUCCCCUUUCUUAUUACCAGAAUGCCCGUGGCUAUCAGGAGGACAAAGAUAUCCGUGCAGCGGAGAAGAAGUACGGUACAAACAAGGCUGAGAUGGUGGUGCCAGAGUUCUUGGAACUCUUUAAAGAAAGAGCCACAGCCCCAUUCUUCGUCUUUCAGGUGUUCUGCGUGGGUUUGUGGUGCCUGGAUGAAUACUGGUAUUACAGUGUCUUCACCCUCUCCAUGUUAGUGGCAUUUGAAGCUUCUCUGGUCCAGCAGCAAAUGAGGAACAUGUCAGAGAUUCGAAAAAUGGGCAACAAGCCAUACAUGAUCCAGGUUUACAGGAAUCGAAAGUGGCGCCCCAUUUCAAGUGAUGAGAUUAUUCCAGGGGAUAUCGUUUCUAUCGGCCGAUCUCCUCAUGAAAACCUCGUGCCGUGUGAUGUGCUGCUGUUACGUGGAAGGUGUAUUGUGGAUGAAGCUAUGCUGACAGGAGAGUCUGUCCCGCAGAUGAAGGAGCCUGUGGAGGAUCUCAACCCGGAGCACAUUUUGGACAUGCAGGCGGAUUCCCGGCUGCACAUCAUCUUCGGGGGAACAAAAGUGGUGCAGCACAUUCCCCCGCAGAAAGCCAGCACAGGACUGAAACCUGUCGAUAACGGGUGUGUUGCAUACGCUCUGAGGACUGGUUUCAACACAUCUCAGGGGAAAUUACUCCGUACAAUCCUUUUUGGGGUGAAGAGAGUGACAGCCAAUAACUUAGAGACCUUCAUUUUUAUCCUGUUCCUGCUGGUCUUUGCUGUGGCUGCUGCAGCAUAUGUCUGGAUUGAAGGCACCAAGGACCCAAGCAGGAAUCGUUACAAGCUCUUCCUGGAAUGUACUUUAAUACUGACUUCAGUUGUUCCACCUGAACUUCCCAUUGAACUCUCUCUGGCUGUCAAUACCUCUCUCAUUGCCCUGGCCAAGCUCUACGUGUACUGUACAGAACCCUUCCGAAUCCCCUUUGCUGGCAAAGUGGAAGUUUGCUGCUUUGACAAAACUGGCACGUUGACCAGUGACCACCUUGUAGUGAGAGGAGUAGCUGGACUCAGGGACGGGAAGGAGGUGACGCCGGUGUCCGACAUUCCUGUGGAAACCCACCGAGCGAUUGCCACGUGCCACUCACUUGUGCAGCUGGAUGACGGGACGUUGGUGGGAGAUCCGUUGGAGAAGGCAAUGCUGAUGGCUGUGGACUGGACCCUGACUAAAGAUGAGAAAGUUUUCCCCAGAAGUAUUAAAACUCAGGGACUGAAAAUUCACCAGCGCUUUCAUUUUGCCAGUGCCCUGAAAAGAAUGUCUGUCUUGGCGUCGUACGAGAAGAUCGGCUCGACUGAGCUCUGUUACAUUGCAGCUGUGAAAGGGGCCCCAGAGACGCUGCACAAAAUGUUGUCUCACUGCCCGAGCAACUAUCACGCUGUCCACACAGAAAUUUCACACGAAGGGGCACGAGUACUAGCCCUUGGCUACAAAGAACUGGGGCAUCUCACUCACCAACAGGUGCGAGAGAUGAAGCGGGAGGCUUUGGAGUGCCAGCUUCAGUUCGCCGGCUUCAUCGUGGUUUCCUGUCCUCUCAAAGCUGAUUCCAAAUCAGUCAUCAGGGAGAUCCAAAACGCGUCGCACCACGUAGUGAUGAUAACAGGGGACAGUCCCCUCACUGCCUGCCACGUGGCCCGGGAGCUGCACUUCCUGCAGCGGGAGCACACGCUCAUUCUGCAGCCUCCUACGAGCAAAGACUCCAGCUGGCAAUGGGAAUCCAUCGACGGUGCUGUCACGCUGCCCGUCUUCCCAACGCCCCUGCGAGAGCUGACGCAGCAAUAUGACCUGUGUGUUACCGGGGAAGGGCUCUCUCACCUUCAGUCUGUGAACGGGCAGCAGCUGCUGAAACUCAUCCCCCACAUCCAGGUGUUUGCCAGAGUGGUCCCAAAGCAAAAGGAGUUUGUGAUCACUACUUUGAAAAGUCUGGGCUACAUCACGCUGAUGUGUGGGGAUGGAACCAAUGAUGUUGGAGCCCUGAAACAUGCAGAUGUGGGGGUGGCCCUGCUGGCAAACGCUCCGGAGAGACUUCCCGAACGGAAGAGGAGACCUCGAGAUGGCCCCGGGGACGCGCGGCCGGCUCCGCUGCCGGGGGGAAGCGGGAAUGUGAAACCCACCUCCCGCGGUGCCAAGCACAGAGUCGUGUCCCAAAGAGAGGAACAACUGGCCGUGCAGAGGGAGCGGAUCAGUCAGGUCUUGAAGGAUUUGGAAGAGGAUCGUGUGCCGGUUGUGAAGCUGGGGGAUGCCAGCAUUGCAGCCCCCUUUACCUCCAAGCUCUCCUCCAUUCAGUGCAUCUGCCACGUGAUCAAGCAAGGUCGCUGCACGCUAGUGACCACCCUCCAGAUGUUCAAGAUCCUCGCCCUGAACGCCCUGAUCCUCGCCUACAGCCAGAGCGUCCUCUAUUUGGAAGGGGUGAAAUUCAGUGAUUUUCAGGCAACUCUGCAGGGCCUUCUCUUGGCUGGCUGCUUCCUUUUCAUUUCCAGAUCAAAGCCUUUGAAGACGCUUUCCAAGGAGCGCCCACUGCCAAACAUCUUUAACCUCUACACCGUCCUGACCGUGUUGCUGCAAUUCCUUGUCCACUUCCUCAGCCUGGUCUAUCUGUACCAAGGUGCCCAGGUGCGCAGCGAGGCCAAGCGAGAGGAAUUUGUGGAUCUGUACAAGGAAUUUGAGCCCAGUCUUGUGAACAGCACUGUUUACAUCAUGUCCAUGGCAAUGCAGAUGGCCACGUUUGCUAUCAACUACAAGGGCCAUCCCUUUAUGGAAAGUCUCCAGGAGAACAAGCCCCUGCUGUGGAGCAUCAUCCUUUCAGGACUCGCCAUCGUGGGCCUUCUCAGCGGCUCUUCCCCGGAAUUCAACGAACAGUUUGGCUUGGUAGAAAUCCCUACUGAGUUUAAGAUUGUGAUCACUCAAGUGCUGCUGGCCGACUUCUUCCUCGCCUUGUUAGUGGACCGAAUUCUUCAGUUUCUGCUGGGGAGUGCAAAGCUCAAAGUGCCUUCCUGAACCCAGG